This is a messenger RNA of Fusarium sp. VM40, 1014 nucleotides long. The record is from the annotation of a GenBank genome assembly. Lineage: Eukaryota; Fungi; Ascomycota; Sordariomycetes; Hypocreales; Nectriaceae.
AUGUCUUCAUCUCAAGAAAUAACAGAGCUCUCGGCUCGGGAGUCCCGUGUCAUCGGCGCACUACUCGGUGUUCACGCCGGUGAUUCGCUAGGUGCCACACUCGAAUUCAGUUCUCAUGAAGAAAUCGCCCAUCACUAUCCCAACGGCCUGCGAGAUAUCGUCGGUGGCGGCCCCUUCAACUGGGCAGCUGGUCACGCAACAGACGACACUGAUAUGGCGCGCGGAGUUUUGCUGGCAUAUCAUGACCACAAUUGCCUCGGCCUCGGAGACGACGUUGCACGGCUGGCUGGUGAUUACUUCAUCAAGUGGCUGCGAGGUGACUGGCCAGACAGACGACCAGGCACAUAUCCAGAUGAUAUCGGCGGCGCCACUUCCACAGGCUUGGAAAUUUACGAAAAGACAAGAGAUCCGGACCGUGCGGGAGCUGGAGAGGGAAAUGCUGGAAAUGGCAGUUUGAUGCGAUGCAUCGCCACCGGCUUGUUCCAGCCUGACCCAGAAAAAUUGAUCAGGGAGAGUCAGCGCAUCAGCAAAAUCACACACGACGACAAAAGAUGCACCAUCGCAUGCGCCGCUUAUAACACGAUUGUAUCCAAGCUCAUUAACCAGGUCAACCCGGCAAAGGCCAUUGAAGCAGGCCUGAGCGUGGCAGAGACCCUCGAAAGAACAUCAACAGGCCCAGUCUACGAAGCAAUCGAGCUCGGCAUGUCACUUGACGUUGCGAAAAUGGCUAAAGAAGGGUCUCCGCGAGAGUUGAAGGGUCGAUUUGGCGGGUUUGUGCUCGGAUCCCUGAGCCUUGCUAUUGCCGCACUUCUGGACAGUCGAAGCUUGGAAGAUAUCGUGGUUGAUGUUGUUCGAAUUGGACAUGAUACAGAUACAAACGCAGCAAUAGCCGGCGGGCUUCUUGGUGCUAGGGAUGGAUUAACAGGUAUUCCUCAGCACUGGAGAUCGAUUUUGCAAUUUGGUGACGAAUUUGAGGAGGUGGCUUUGAAGUUGUUACGGAAGCCUCAAACAUAG